Messenger RNA from Coffea eugenioides, 2921 nucleotides. RefSeq names its product rho GTPase-activating protein 2-like. The transcript is spliced from 5 exons. Gene Ontology annotation, molecular function: GTPase activator activity. Gene Ontology annotation, biological process: signal transduction. The coding region runs from base 954 to 2642 and encodes 562 amino acids. The record is from RefSeq and is a predicted model, not a curated record. Lineage: Eukaryota; Viridiplantae; Streptophyta; Magnoliopsida; Gentianales; Rubiaceae.
UUGCAAAAGCGUCGGAGGUCCAGGACAGCGAGCAUAAUAAUAAUGUACGAUGUAGGGGCCUCCAGUCUCCAGGGAAAAUAUUGCUAGUGGUAGCUUAUGGGUUCUGUUUUGCGUAAAUUAGAUCAAGACUUCCUCCAGUCCAGGUACAUCUGAAUCCUGAAUGUGAGAAGUUGUAGAGCAGAAGGAAUCAUCAGUCGUCAAAAAAUUGGUAGGUCGGAAUAUUCAAUUGAUCGCCUCAUUGGUUACCUUUGAUUGAGAGAAAGGAUGCAGGCAUGCGACUAAGUAUUUGUGAGUUGUGUGGGGUUGAGGGGGGGGGCUGUGUCUGUCUGUCUGUCUCGGCCCCAUUCCAUAUUUCCAUUCUCUUCAUCUCACAAAAAAAAAAUCACAGCUCGCAAUGCAAAAUGCAGUAGCAGUAGUACGUAGAGUCUGAGAGCCAGUCCACCCACUCCCUCUCUGUGUUGGGUUGCCAUCUAAUCCGUUUGUCUGUCUGUCCAUUUGUGUGUCGAUACAGUAAAAGACAACCAACCUUAUGUUAUGAACUUAUGAUAUGCCAAAACGAAAACAAAUUGAAUACCAAAAUCAGAACCCCAACUCUUCUUUUUAAUCUUUUCGUCUUCUAAUGAAAAAGGAAAAAAGUUAUUUGAUCCGACUGACUAGGUGGUUCCAUCCAUCCCUCUCGAAAAAACAUCCCCCAAACUACUUUUGUGUAAAUGUGCUCUUCUUCUUCUUCUUCUUCUUGUAAACUGGAGUGGUAGUAACAACAUUGAAAUUCUACUAGCAGUAUAUACUCAAUUAGAUAGAUGCUAGCAUAUACUAACUCCGCACCAUCCACCCAAAUUGCUUACUAAUCGAUCACAUUUCCAGUUCCUCCCCCCCCAAAAAAAAAAACCCCCCUAGGGAGUAAUUAAUUUAGCAGCAAAAAAAAAAAAAAAAAGAGUAGUGAGGGGACUGCUAUGGUAGCAGCAUCGAUAGCACCGCACAUGAGAAUGAGUGGGCUUUUCCGAUCCAAGUCUUGCACCCUCCCUCCCUUCAUCCCCACCCCCACCGCUCCUCCUCCUUCCCAUGAUGACUCUUUAGGCAUCCUCAGACCAACAUCCCCUCCUACCCCUUCUCGCUACCCCCACCACCACGAGGACGAAGACGACGAAAAAGAAGAAGAAGAAGAAGAAGAAGACGACGACGACUACUACCAAGACAGGGUGGAAGAGGAGGAUGGAUAUUUCCUGGUCAAAAAGAAUCACAGCCCUGCUACGACGCCAUUUAUUGGGUUGGAAGAGCGCAGGAGCAGCAGGAGACACAAGACCUGCAGUAGCACCAGUCGUCAUCAUCACCGUGGUGAUCCUGAUGAUGGUCAGUUUCCUCCCGGGGGAUUACUGGCCAUUGUGGUCGCGGCUCUGAGGAAGUCUCUGCUGGUCACGUGUAGCGGUCUUGACCUUGACACCGAUGCUGCUGAUGACGUCUCCUCCUCCAACCACCUCGACAUUGGCUGGCCCACCGACGUCCGCCACGUCUCCCACGUCACCUUCGAUCCCUUCCAUGGCUUUCUCGGCUUGCCCCACGACCUCCAGUAUCAUCUUCCCCGCGGCAACAUCGUCCCCAGCGCCAGUGCAAGUGUAUUUGGAGUCUCAGCCCAGUCAAUGCAGUGUUCUUAUGAUCACAGAGGAAACAGUGUCCCGACAAUUCUUCUGAUGAUGCAAAAUCGUUUGUACUCAGAAGGCGGCCUAAGAGCUGAAGGAAUAUUCCGAAUAAAUGCAGAGAACAGUCAAGCAGAAAAUGUUCGAAACCUGUUGAAUAAAGGUGUUGUCCCAUGUGGCAUCGAUGUCCAUUGUUUGGCAGGCUUAAUAAAGGCUUGGUUUAGAGAACUCCCCACUGGGGUUCUUGAUUCUCUGACUGCAGAACAAGUGAUGCAUUGCAACACGGAAGAAGAGUGCACACAACUUGUGAAAUUACUUCCUCAGACCGAAGCUGCAUUGCUUGAUUGGGCAAUCAAUUUGAUGGCAGAUAUUGUGGAUUUUGAACAUUAUAACAAAAUGAAUGCACGGAACAUUGCUAUGGUGUUUGCUCCAAAUAUGACUCAGAUGGCCGACCCAUUAACUGCAUUAAUUCAUGCUGUCCAAGUUAUGAACUUCCUGAAGGCACUGAUAAUCAAAACUCAGAGAGAGAGAGAAGAAUCUGCUUCCAGGAUUACUUUACUAUCAUCGGCUACUCAUUCGCCGACCCACAAGGACAUAUAUUCCUCAGACUCAGGUGUAUUGAUACAAUGCCACCAGGGCCUUUAUGGCCAUUGCAGCGAGGGAUCUGGCACUAGUGAACUUUUCAGAAGCGGGACUUCUGACCACAUAGAAUCUGCCAGAGCAGAUCAGCGGAACUUCAAAAGUAAGAGUGAUGCCAAGCAGGAAAAUGAAGCCGUUCCAAGUAGGAUAUCAACAAUUAUGCGCAAAAGCGAUGAUCUGGAAAGUGGUUUGCGGGAUGAUGGUUUGGACAACAUGGAAGUUGAGGAGGGGUUAUUUGAUAAGCUGAGUUUGAGAAAAGGGGUGCGAAAGCUCUGCAGAUAUCCAGUGUUGCACCUAAGUAAACCACUUAAGAAAAGUGCGAGUGUUGGAAUUGUAAAUACCAGAAGAGGGGGAGAAGCCUGGGCAUGAAGAAAUCGCUACACUCACCGAGAUCUAUGAUUUUAUUUUCAUUGUCGAGAUUCUUGAUAAACGUUUGAAACAUUGAAGCAUUGUUUGAUAUCAAUAAUAAUGUAGGCGUAGAAAGAGUUGGGAGCUUGUAGAUUUUAGACUCCGUCUGAUGCCAACUGAAGAAUGUAGGUGUACGUACGUCUUGAGACUUCAUAGUGCCGCUGUCAGUCUAUGUAUAAUGUUCAAGGCAUUCUCUUAAGACUUUUGUAGCGUAAUCAGCUUGGUCACCACAGUCAAGGA